UCUUAUCAGGAAUGGCCAAAUUAGAAGUCUUGAUUGCUUUAAUAGCCAUGGUAGCACUUUCGGGCGCUACGUUCCAGCCAUGGUACGCAAAGCAAGCGACGCAAACUACCUCGGAGCCGUCCACCACCACGGUUGAAGAUAGUACUUCGUCGAACGAGAAUCCAUUCGAUCCGGAUAUUUGUACCAGCAGUGGAAAUGUUGCAGUCUGCAUGGAUUGCAAAAAAAUCUCUGUUUGUUUGAACGGGCAGUCGCUCCCCGUGAAGGAAUGUCCGUCGGAGGCUCCGUAUUGUGUGGGAUCCGACAUGGGUAGCUAUUGCUCGGCCCAAUCGGAUCCGGAGCGAGCGCAGUGUUCGGAUAAAUUUCAUUGCACAUCGGAGGGAUAUUUUCCUGAUCCCUACGACUGCCACUACUUCUAUAUAUGCGACUCCGAUUUGAAGCCUCUUCACCUGGACUGCAUGCCCGGGUACGUGUUCGAUCUAAACAGCAAAAAUUGUCGGAGACAGGUCUUUCCAACUGACUGCCGGAAGCUGGACUGCUCCAAGUCGAACGGGGUUUGGUCGUACUACAGCACCAGCAAGCAAUACUACGGCUAUUGCUACGAAUCGAGCAGUGGAAGCAACGAGGUGGUACUGUUCAAGUGCAGUGACGGUGCCGAAUUCGAUGGGUUCCAGUGUCAGUAUAAGUGCAGAGCGGAGGGAAAGUUUGCCGACUCCGGUAAUCGAAAUCGGUAUUUCGAAUGUUACUACGUGGGCUUUAAGCUGACAGCCCGCGUUCGGAAUUGUGGCCGCGGGAUGGUGUUCGAUGAGCGCACGGGAUAUUGUGCAACACCGUGAGAUAGUGGUGCUUUCGGAUUGCAUAAAAAGUUGGUGCAAGCAAGUAUGUGCAAUUAAGGCAAUUUAUUUCUUUCGGUGUCAAUGGUUUUGCAAAUCACUACACUGGGUUUGGUGAAUAAUUACUAGCCAUAGAAAUUUUGCGCUUGUUAAAUUC
Messenger RNA from Topomyia yanbarensis, 987 nucleotides. RefSeq lists its product as uncharacterized. The record is from RefSeq and is a predicted model, not a curated record. Bases 12 to 833 code for a protein of 273 amino acids. Gene Ontology annotation, cellular component: extracellular region. Gene Ontology annotation, molecular function: chitin binding. NCBI's taxonomy places the organism in Eukaryota, Metazoa, Arthropoda, Insecta, Diptera, Culicidae. The transcript has 2 exons.